CUGGAAAUCAGACACUGAAAUAGAACGGUGGAAAACACGAAAACGCGUUUUCAGAAACAGCUUUUGGGUCUUGUCUUGCUGCGACAAACAACGAAGACACUGCCUUUGAUUCUCUGCAAGAAAGGGUCUCUCUCUUUCAGAGCACAGAGAGAGAGAGGGGGGGUGGGGGAGGGGGAGGGGAGAAAAGGGUUGCGUGUUUUUUUCUUGGGCUCUGUGGUCUGGGUGGUCUCUAGAUUUGUCAACUUCAGACGGAAAAUGUGUUUUUUGUUUGAGAUGAAAUGUGAUCGCAGCUUUUCUAGAACCCUAAUCUUGUUUCUGUUUUAUGUUUGGGGUUCUGUCUCCGGCGGGUUGUUGCCGGAAAAAUCGGUACUUCUGGAGUUUAAGAAUUCCGUUUCUGACGCGUCCGGCAUUCUCUCGAGGUGGGAUUCUGAUUCUGACCACUGUUCAUGGCCCGGCGUUUACUGCGACUCCAAAUCUAGGGUUUCCUCGCUCAAUAUUACUGGCGGCGAUGGCGGCAAAGGUAAGUCCCCGACUUCUCCCUGUUUCAAGUCUUCGCAGUUCAGAGUUUAUGGCUUUGGAAUCAGAAAAGGGUGCUCUGUUAGGAAUGGGAAAUUGGUGGGAAAAUUGACUCCGCUAAUUGGGAAGCUUGCUGAACUUAGGGUAUUAUCACUUCCUUUUAAUGACUUGAGUGGUGAAAUUCCCAGAGAAAUCUGGGGUUUAAGAAAACUGGAACUACUUGAUCUUGAGGGCAAUUCGUUUACUGGGGAAUUGCCUCGGGUGUUCUCUGGGUUGAGAAAAUUGCGGGUUCUUAAUCUUCGGUUUAAUAGAAUUGCUGGGGAGAUUCCUUUUUCGAUUUCAAAAUGUGUGGGUUUACAAGUUUUGAAAUUAGCCGGCAAUGAAAUGAAAGGAAGGAUUCCUGGGUUUGUUGGUAGUUUUCCGGAGCUACAUGUUCUUGAUUUGGCUCUUAAUCGGCUAGCUGGAUUUGUUCCUGACGUGUUUGGAAACAGUUGUCAGAAUCUCGAGCAUGUCGAUCUGUCAAGUAAUUUCUUAAAUGGUGGGAUUCCUUCCAGCUUGGGGAGUUGUCACAGAUUACAGACACUUCUGUUGUUUUCUAAUAUGUUGGAUGGUGUCAUACCUCAUGAGCUUGGGCUGCUUCAGGAGCUUGAAGUUCUAGAUCUUUCAAGAAACAGACUUCACGGACCUAUCCCGUCAGAGCUUGGAGGUUGUGUCAAAUUGUCGGUCCUUAUUCUCUCGAGCCUCACUGAUAGGCUGCCAACAUGCAGGAAGCUAACCAGGCCAUUUGCUGCUAUGGAAUACAAUCAUUUCAAAGGUUCAAUACCUAUGGAAAUUACAACCCUUCCGAUGCUGAGAAUACUUUGGGCACCUGGAGCAACACUUGAAGGCGAGCUUCCCAGCAAUUGGGGCAGUUGUGAGAGCUUGGAAAUGGUAAACUUAGCUCAAAACCUUUUCACUGGAGAAAUGAACGGUGUGUUUGGAGGAUGCAAAAACCUCCAUUUUCUUAAUUUGAGCUCAAACAAGCUCGCUGGUAAGCUUGAUGAGCAACUUCCUGUCCCUUGCAUGAUCAUUUUCGAUGUUAGUAGGAACCUCAUGUCUGGAUCCAUCCCCAGUUUCAACCGCAGCAUAUGCCCCCACAUAGCUUCAUUGAAGUCUAAUAUUAUACAACCAUACAACCCAUCCAUUGCAUAUUUGUCCUUCUCUAUGUCUGUAACUCAUCUUGAAACCUCUUUGCCAUUUUCCAAUGCCAGCCUUGCUGUGAUCCAUAAUUUUGCUUUGAAUAACUUCACCGGUCCGAUCCCAAGGCUCCCAAUUGCACUGCAGAGAUUUGGAAAGAAGGUUAAUUAUGCAUUUCUUGCUAGUGGAAACCAGCUCACUGGAUCAUUUCCUGGACAUUUAUUUGGAGAAUGUGGCACUUUGAGUGGAAUGAUUGCCAAUGUCAGUUCCAACAAAAUUUCUGGCCGAAUUCCAUCAGAGCUUGGCUCAAUGUGCAGAUCUCUUAAAUUUUUGGAUGCCUCUGAGAAUGAGAUUUCGGGUUCGAUACCUGAAAAUAUUGGGGAUAUGGAAUCUCUUGUUGUUCUUGACUUGAGUAGGAAUAGAUUGCAGGGUCAAAUUCCAGUAAGUCUCAGUCGGUUGAAAAGCCUAAAGUAUAUAUCCUUGGCUGGGAACAACCUGACUGGCACCAUCCCUGCCGCCAUUGGGCAGUUACACUCACCUGAAGUUUUGAAACUACCUUCAAACUCUCCCCCUGGUGGUGCCUCCUUUAAUAAUCCCAGAUUGCUGUUGAGCAGUAAUUCUGCAGCUUCCCCAUCUGGAAAUGUUUCUAAAAGUGGGAGUAAUGGAAUCAAUUCUAUUGAGAUUGCAUCCAUAAUAUCUGCAUCAGCCAUUAUUUCCGUUCUUUUAGCUCUAGUUCUCCUCUUUUUUUUCACAAGAAAGUGGAUGCCAAAAUACAGGGUUCAGGUUUCAGAAUUGAAGGAAAUUACAGUUUUCAUGAACACUCAGGUUCCAUUGACAUUUGAUAAUGUUGUUCAGGCAACAGGGAAUUUCAGUGCUGGCAACUGCAUUGGGAAUGGAGGUUUUGGCGCUACUUACAAGGCUGAAAUCUCUCCUGGGUUCCUUGUGGCUGUAAAGAGGCUCUCAGUCGGAAGGUUUGUCCAGGGUGUUCAGCAGUUCCAUGCCGAGAUUAAGACUCUUGGAAGGAUCCGACAUCCUCAUCUUGUGACUUUAAUAGGGUAUCAUGCAAGUCAAACGGAGAUGUUCCUAAUUUAUAAUUAUUUGCCUGGAGGUAAUUUGGAAAAUUUUAUAAAGGAAAGAUCAUCGAGCGCUGUUGAUUGGAAGAUACUUCACAAGAUUGCUUUGGAUAUAGCCCGAGCACUCGCUUGUCUGCACGAUGAAUGUGUUCCACGGGUCAUACACCGUGAUGUGAAGCCAAGUAAUAUUUUGUUGGAUAAUAACUUAAAUGCUUAUUUGUCUGACUUCGGUCUGUCUAGGCUUUUGGGAACCUCUGAAACCCAUGCAACAACAGGUGUAGCAGGCACUUUUGGGUAUGUAGCACCAGAGUAUGCUAUGACUUGCAGGGUGUCUGAGAAGGCUGAUGUUUACAGCUAUGGUGUGGUGCUGCUGGAAUUGAUCUCUGAUAAGAAAGCCUUGGAUCCAUCAUUUUUUUCAGAAAGUAAUGGGUUCAACAUUGUUUCAUGGGCGUCCAUGCUAUUGCGGCAGGGUCAAGCCAAGGAAGUAUUCACUGCAGGACUAUGGGAUGCAGGUCCCCAUGAUCAACUGGUUGAGACACUGCAUUUGGCUGUCUUGUGUACAGUUGAGUCUCUUUCUAUCAGGCCGACAAUGAAGCAAGUCGUCCAGCGGUUGAAGCAACUUCGAUCUCCAUUGAGCUAGCUAGAUAAUAAAACUUCCAAACAAUACUUAUCAGGUUGGUAGGUUAACAUAAAUGUAAAUUGUAUAUUUCCACCUGCCCGUAUUCUGCUGCUCUGUUAGAUCCAGUUUGAUGUUCUCUUGUUAUAUGCAUCUGCAGCAAGUUGUUCAUGCUAUUCCGAGCUGAGAAAUUUUGAGAACUUGCGAUUAUGCA
Molecule: messenger RNA, 3595 nt
Organism: Malania oleifera
Lineage: Eukaryota; Viridiplantae; Streptophyta; Magnoliopsida; Santalales; Ximeniaceae
Product: LRR receptor-like serine/threonine-protein kinase RPK2
Exons: 1
Coding region: 256-3405 (1049 amino acids)
Biological process (GO): protein phosphorylation
Molecular function (GO): protein kinase activity; ATP binding; protein binding
Source: RefSeq, a predicted model, not a curated record